Molecule: messenger RNA, 768 nt
Organism: Cladophialophora carrionii CBS 160.54
Lineage: Eukaryota; Fungi; Ascomycota; Eurotiomycetes; Chaetothyriales; Herpotrichiellaceae
Exons: 2
Coding region: 1-768 (255 amino acids)
Source: RefSeq, a predicted model, not a curated record
AUGGCUUCAAUCCAAUCCAGGCCUAAAGUACUCUUGUUCGACAUUGGCGGCGUCUGCGUAGUAUCCCCCUUCCAAGCAAUCCUGGACUACGAGAUCCAGCACGGCAUCCCCCCGGGCUACAUCAACUACAGCAUCCGCGCCCUCACGCCCAAUGGCGCCUGGCACAAGCUCGAGCGCGGCGAGAUUCCCAACGACGCGACCUACUUCCGCCUGUUCAAAGCCGACCUGGAGCGACCGGACCUGUGGGCGAGAUUCCACGCGGAAAAGCUGCACGUCUCGGACCCGCCGCCCGUGCCGGCCAUCGACGCCGAGACGCUGUACUGGAACAUGAUGGGAAACUCGCGCAAACCGGAUCCAUGGAUGUACCCGGCGCUGUUGAAGCUGAAGGCCCACGGCUGGGGACUGGCGGCCCUGUCGAACACGACCGUGUUUCCCGAGGGCCAUCCGUUCAACGAACCCGGCCCGGAAGACGUCAAGGGUGUGUUCGAGCUGUUUGUGUCGAGCGCGCACGUCGGCAUGCGGAAGCCGAACCGCGACAUCUACGAAUACACGUUGAAGUUGAUCCGCGAGAGGUGGGGCCAGGAUAUCCGCGCCGAGGAUGUCGUCUUCUUCGACGACAUCGGGGAGAACCUGAAGACCGCCAAGUCGCUGGGCAUUCGGACCGUGAGGGUCGUGCUGGGGAAGACCAAGGACGCCGUGAGGGAACUCGAGCGGUUGACUGGGCUGGAGCUGGUCGGGGAGCCGUGGGUGAGUAAGGCGAAGUUAUGA